AUGAAGCCACUCCGCGCGCUUCUGACGGCCCUCAUUGUGGCCGGCGUGAUGGCCAUCAGCAUGUCCAUUCGCUGGGAGAGCAUGUCGUCUGACAGUAGCCUCGCCAUGGAAGAGAAGCCGCUGCUCCCGGAGGAUCACCCUGUCGAACGUUCAAUGCAUCGCUCCACGACUGAGACCGUGCAACGGCUGACACUAUUGCCAAGGAGCCAAUCAUUCGAGCACGCUUCUGGGGUGUCAACACGAACCGAUGGAGGUGACGAUGGGAUGAUCUCAACCACUGCGGCUGUUGAAACGGCGAACCCUUCCUAUCCCACCCCGAGUCCAACCGGCACUCGACCUUCAGCGACUCCAAACACCAACCCGGAGCUGUCGCUAGGCACCUUCGUUUGGCGAAAUGCACGCGACCGACCCGAUCCUGCAGCGUUUGCGUUGGAAGCCGAGUUCUCCAAUCGAGUGGGCUGGUGCGUGUUUCAAGAUGUGACAAGUGAACAACGCCUACGUUACGAUCACUCUGAGUAUGUGCUGAGCACUGCCUCACACGUCCACAUGCUACCAAUGGCGGAGAUUGCUUCCGAUUCCAACGCGAAUUCCGAUUCCCCCGCGUCUUGCGAGAGUCCUGCCGCACCGCUGCAAACUGCCACUGCUGGAAUGCUGGCAGUUGUCUGUGACAAGCCAUGCGACGACCGAAACACUUGCGUGUGGUCUACACUGCGAUGGGUGGCCGAUGGGUGCUCGCCCAUGAUGCCGAAAGUCGCGCCUCGUCCGAGCUACACUCGCUCCUUGUCAGCCCUCCAGACGUGCAUACAACUGCGCAAAUCAAUCCUGUUCCUGGGAGAUUCGACCUUGCGUGGCUUGUACUUGCGACUGCUCGAUUUAGUCGGCGCAGAGUUGCCGCCUCCUGCCUUUCAUGCCAGUCACGCCGCGCGCAAUGAAGAUGUCUUGCUGUUCUACUCGUUCUGGCCGCAUCUUGAGUGGUCGCAAAACCUUCCAGUUCCUCCAUCCGACGAAUCGUUUGAGGUUCACCUGCUCGAAACACUUGCCUUGUUCGAAUCCACUCGCCAGCAACACAGCCCGACUUUGCGCGAUUCUAUCGAGGGCAACAGUCCUCUGACGAUCGUGCUGUUUGGGCAAUGGUGCAAAUCAGCCCUCAUCGAGCGCGCCCAGGAAAUCCUUGUCGCGCGGUACUCCAAAGAUGGAUUGCAUCUGCCGACGUCGGUGCAAGUGAUUGUCAAGUCCCACAGUCCAGGCUUUGACCAUGAUUGGAUGGUCGAAUCUCUUGCACAGCACGACACACUUCGUGCACACGUGCAGCGGCAUCGCGGAUGGAAGUGGCUUGAUACGCUCACGACAUCCUUGCCGGUCUGGUUUCGUUUCAAGCACGAUCGCUGCCGCUGUCACUCGUACAGUCAAGUCAACACGGCCAGCGUUGCAAGCCGCGUCAUCGGCGAAGUGAAUGACGUGUGGUUUGAGCUGUUGAUGCAGCUCGUUUGCGAGGACGAAGCGAAGCGAUGA
Capsaspora owczarzaki ATCC 30864 is the source of this 1512-nucleotide messenger RNA. RefSeq lists its product as hypothetical. NCBI's taxonomy places the organism in Eukaryota, Filasterea, Ministeriida, Capsasporidae. The coding region runs from base 1 to 1512 and encodes 503 amino acids. The transcript has a single exon. The record is from RefSeq and is a predicted model, not a curated record.